Messenger RNA from Annulohypoxylon maeteangense, 10537 nucleotides. Its product is annotated as acetyl-CoA synthetase-like protein. The transcript has 8 exons. Bases 692 to 10537 code for a protein of 3281 amino acids. Gene Ontology annotation, biological process: secondary metabolite biosynthetic process; amino acid activation for nonribosomal peptide biosynthetic process. Gene Ontology annotation, molecular function: catalytic activity; phosphopantetheine binding. Lineage: Eukaryota; Fungi; Ascomycota; Sordariomycetes; Xylariales; Hypoxylaceae. The record is from RefSeq and is a predicted model, not a curated record. Gene Ontology annotation, cellular component: cytoplasm.
GAGCAGUUCCGACCUUAUCCGAGAUACAACUAGGAUUGCUUAUAAGGAAACCCGAAUAUUCUUUCUAAACCUCGCUCUGUUCGGUAACGUCUAUGCAGGGAUGCUUUCCGGCACAACCAGUUCAUUCGUUCACAGGGAUUCCUAUGUACUUCGAGCGGCGAGGACAUGCUAUCGUAGCUUGGCACCACAAUCCGUCAACGAUAUUCUCAGAGCGUUCAUAUCACACCGGACUACGCCAAGUCAUGCCAUAGGAUUUCUGAUCUUACUUGGGUAUGAGCCUAGGUAGCGCAAAUGGCUCUGCUCAGAGUCACAGAAGUCUGUCUACUAGGUAGGUAUGUUAAUGAAGAUGAGAACUCGGCGCCUCAUGACAAAGGGGAUAUCCAAGGUCAUAAACGGUCGCUAAAUAUCCGAGACGAAGAUGAGUUCGCUCGCAUGAGCAUAUGAGUAUUGCCUGCAUAGCUAAAACGGGAGUAUUAAAAUACCGGGUUAUUCGAACCUUGAGAAUCCUUAUCCGUCCCGUAGCAAUUCAAAUACCUUUCCGGUGCUAUAUCGUCGGAAAGAUAUGACACCUAUAGAAUGGUUGUUACUCGAAGCCCCUAUAUCUUUUUGGUAUUCACGUCAGUAAGGACAGCAAGGACACAUUCCUUUCAUGCCCCCCAAAAGAAGAUAAGGCAAAAUAAUAGUUGGAACUAUGAAUAAUCCCGUGGAACAGUUGCUUCUCCAAUUAUAUGCAGAAGUGCUAUCAAUACCCGAAGACCGAAUCAGCCUUGAAGAGUCAUUCAUAGCGUUAGGUGGCGAUUCUUUUAAAGCAAUCAAGCUCAAACGAAAAUGCGAUCGGCUAGGCAUUCGGCUGGCACUCCGGGACAUCUUCGCCCGGAAAACUAUCACUACCAUAGCCGCAGGCCAAAGACUAAUGGAUGACCGGCCGAAGCGGUCUCAAAAGAAGGAAAAGAAGGUACAAGCCACGGGCGUACAUGGGCGCUACCCUAUGAUGCCCCAGGGCUAUUCCUGGGAUACAAUUCUCGAAGAACUCGACCUUCAAGGCCGUAGCUUUGAAGCAUUGAACGAUAUUGUUGAAAAUAUUUACCCUUGCAGUCCUAUGCAGGAGAGUAUAUACGUGGCCAAGGAAACAAGGGGGAAACACCUCUAUCGGAUCCACGCGCUCUUUGAAAUAGGGUCAUCGAUCACAAUUGACGUAUUGGAAUCAUCUUGGCAGUCCAUCAUAGAUCGCCACGAGACUCUUCGUACGGUUUUUGUCCCAUCUACGGACAUUAGCUCUUCAAGAAUACUUGAUGCUGUUGUUUUUAAGACUGCACGCUGUAACUUGGAACGGAUCGAGUGUAAAAAUUACGCGGAUGUAUUUGCCUUCUAUCAAGGGAAUUGUAUCGACCCCCAAGACUUUCCAAAGGGUCCACCUCAUCGACUCACAACGUACCGCAUCGAAGAUGGCCGGUGCUUCUGUGUUUUCGAACAGAGCCAUAUGAUCAGUGAUGGGACUUCACUUAUCAAUACAGUCACAGAGCUUUGCGCUCUAGCAGGAGGUUCGAUCCUCGAUGUUGCACCAGGAUACAGUGGAUUUAUCAAGCACAGACAAGCAGAAAUACACCUAGAUGAAGGCCUUGACUAUUGGAAGUCGUACUUACGUGGUUCGCAGCCUUGCAAUUUUCCCUCACUCUGGGUAGACAGUUCGUUGAUGGCGCCUAGAGCACAAGCACGUUGCCAUGUUGUUGAAUUUCCCUUUUUACGUCACAAAGAACUGGGCGAGUUUUGUGCGAAACUGGAGACUACGGUCUCUACUACUCUUCAAGCAGCAUGGGCACUCCUAUUACGCGCGUACACUGGGAAUGACGAUAUUUACUUUGGCUAUACCUGCUCGGGACGUGAUCUACCGCUAGAUGGUGUCGAGAUGAUCUGUGGUCCACUGGUAAAUCUGGUCAUACGCAAAGUCAUUUUGGCUAAUAGGAGCAUCAGGGACAUGAUCGAAACCAUACAAAGUGACUUCGCCAACUCGUUACCAUUUCAGGAGGUACCAUUCAUGCGCGUCCAACAACUUCUCGAAGCCACAGAGACCAAGCUAUUCAACACAAUUAUGACUAUACAAUAUGCACCUUUACUCGUCGAUGAAAAUGAUGACUUUCCUUUGAAGCUGAUGAACAACUUCAACGCCUCCGAUUUCGGGCUAUCUGUGCAGGUCAUGUAUUCAGACAUUGCCACGAAGAUGCAGCUAACAUAUUCCACGAAUCUUUUGUCCGCGACGAUGGCAGAAAGAGUGACCGAAACCUUCGUUUCAAUAAUCGAGAAUCUUAUAAAUACGGACAAUCUCGAUAGCCCGGUUGGGCAGCUUGAAGUAAUCUGUCCUUCAGACAAGCAGCAAACAAUGGAGUGGAACCAAGAAACCCUGGAUAUACCGUUGUUUCCGGACUCUACAGUGCAUGGUCUAAUUGAAGAAACAGCAACCUGCACACCCGGAGCACCAGCAAUAUACUUCUCUGGGGAGACAUUCAGUUAUGAUGACCUGAACUCUAUGUCAACUCACCUAGCACUCCAAAUGCUUAAGUCCUUGGGCCGUGAACAAUGCUUCGUUCCAUUAUUCUUCGAAAAAUCCGCCUUAUACUCCAUUUCCUUACUGGCGGUCCUAAAAUGUGGUAGAGCUUUUGUGCCUAUAGACAUAUCUAACCCGCUGUCUCGAAUACAACGGCUCCUUGAACAGCUAGGCAUUACUCGAUCUUCCGGUCUAAUUGUCUGUUCUGUGAACCAGUCAGAGAAACUGCUCUCAGCUUACCGGCAUAUCUUAGUGCCUAGCAUUCGAGGGUUACGGGACGAAGUAACUAAAGCAACGGGUGAUAAUUCAUUAGCGCCUUUUCCGAUGGUACAGCCAAGUGAUCCGGCAUAUGUAAUUUUUACUUCCGGAUCUACUGGUGACCCAAAAGGCGUUGUGGUCAGUCACGGGUCCUACGCGCAUGCAGCUCGUGCUCAUGCUGGCGGAAUAAGUAUCGGAACACAAUCUCGGGUGCUGCAAUUUGCGUCGUAUGCAUUCGAUACAAGCAUGGAGGAUCAUUUAACAAGCUUUUCUGCGGGCGCUUGUCUCUGCGUUCCCACGGAACCGGAACGCGAGACGGCUUUAGCUGAAUUUAUCAACCAAUCUGGUGUUAAUUGGGUUCAUAUCACACCUUCUAUGGUUGAUAUGAUCUCCCCGAACACAGUCCCAUUGUUGACGACGGUGGUUCUUGGAGGUGAACCUAUGACCGGUCGUAAUGUGGUUGAAUGGGCAAUCCCUGGCAGACACUUGAUACAGGUCUAUGGACCUUCAGAGUGUUCCGUUACGAGUACAAUCAACCCUGACGUUUCUGUGCAUCGCGACGCCACCAACAUAGGGAAGACGUUUGGCGGCUGUGCGACGUGGAUAACCGAUCCAAACGAUCCCAAUAGUCUUUGUCCUAUUGGGGCUAUCGGAGAGUUGCUAAUGGAGGGUCCUAUCUUGGCGCAGGGUUAUCUACGUCGUGCCUCUGGAACGGAAUCCGUGUUCAUCACCGGUGUUUCCUGGGCACCGGAGAAGAGGCUUUACCGCACCGGGGACAUGGUCCAAUAUGAUAAGCACGGUAAUCUCCACUUCGUGGGAAGGGCGGACAGCAGAGUCAAAAUUCGUGGACAGAGAAUAGAGUGUGGCGAAAUUGAAAGCCAGCUGCUAACACAAAGCUCGGUAUUACACGCAGUCGUCGUCGUCCCCAAGUCGGGACCUGGAGCAGGGCGGUUGAUAGCUACGGUGUCAUUGAAAUCGAGCGAGGAGAAAUCACAUCGUGAACACACACAAAGCGAUAUACAAGUAGCAGCCUUGGAGCCUAAAAAUGUCGCUGAAUUUGCGAAAGCGCUUCACAACUGGCUGGGAGAUCGAUUGCCAGCUUACAUGUUACCAGAUCUUUUUAUCUUUGUCCGCCACAUACCCAUGAACUCUUCAAGAAAAUUAGACCGAAAACGAGUUAUUCGCUACUUGGAACACCUACGCGAAGAGUCUUAUCGAGAUAUCGUCAGCCAGAUGGAUGGACCGAACCAAGACCGGGGUGGUACGGAAUUGGAAUGCUCGCUUAAGAGGAUUUGGUGCCAUGUGCUCAAUGUGUCCGAAAGCACCGUCGAUUGGAACACUUCUUGGUUUUCUUCAGGCAAGUCUCAGGACAUCUACUCACUUUUAGGAGGUGACUCAAUCUCGGCAAUGAUGCUGAGCAGCGAAUUGAGAAAACAGGCCAUCAGCGUCGCAGCAGCUGAUAUUCUUCGACUUCGCAGCAUUGAACGAAUAGCAGCUCAUAUUCAGGGUACGGUGUCUAAUGAUCUAAACGCAGACUUCCGCGACAUUAACCUUAUGAAAACCACCACCGACAUGUCAUGGGAGCUUUCGCCAAUUCAGCAGUUGAGUUUCCAAUUUGCACCCAACGCGGAUUAUUUAGACCAGCAGACGAUGAUCGUUGAUACGGUCUUGAACCUUUCGGAUGACACGAUAAUCGCUGCUCUGGAUGCCCUAGUAACAGCACAUCCGAUGCUGUUAGCUAGGUUCGCACGGGAGUCAUUUGAAGGAAAUUCCGUAUGGACACAACGUGUAGCAUCCACGCCUCCUGCUGGGUCAUCUUUUACUAUUCGGUUUCAUCGAGGCGGAAGCACCGUGGUUAAACUUGGACGUAUUGCUGAGACUAAAUUGGCUAUCAAUGUUGCCGAAGGUCCUAUCAUGGGAGUAGAUGUCUUCCGUUCGACUUCAUCAACUACAAUUUCAGUAAGCAUACAUCACCUAGUCGUGGAUAUGGUCUCAUGGAGAACAAUUUUCCAAGAUCUCGAAGACUUCGUUAAGGGCGAACACCUUAUUCAACCAGAGCCAAUCUCUUUUCAAGCAUGGUGUAAAGUACAACAUAUCUAUUCACAGGGCAUUCAGCAAUCACAAGUUCUCCCUGAAGACCGAUUCCAGGUCAACUUAGAAUAUUGGGCUAUGGAGAAAGUUCCAAAUCUAUUUGGGGACGCCGUUGCAACGAGUUUUAACAUUGAACGGCCUGACAUGGCGAGGCUGUUGGAUUUAUGCGACAAGUUGGAAUAUGAUCAAGUUGAUGUCGUAUGUGCGGCCAUCAUAGGAUCAUUCUCCGAAAUAUUUCAAGCACGCACGUCUCCCGCUGUCUUCGUUGAAGGUCACGGCAGGGAGUCUCCCAGUAAUGCAAUCGAUCUUUCCCGUACAGUUGGUUGGUUCACGACACUCACCCCUGUGGCAAUAAAAGUCCCAGACAAUAAGGAACGGAACACCAGGAUGAUGAUCCUGGAACGGAUCAAAAGGUUCAGAGAAGACACACCGUCAAAGGGUCUCGAUUAUUUUACUUCACGCUUUUUUCAGAAGGAGGGGAUUGAUGCAUAUCGUGAACACCACGCGUCUGCCGAGAUUAUCAUGAACUUCCUAGGGGCUUAUCAGCAAUUUGAGCGUCGGAAUUCUGUCUUUAAACGUUGUGAUGACUCGGAACUUAUCUCGAGUCUUUCGGCAAUGCGUCGAGAGCAGCGGAAGAUAUCCGAGAGGUAUGCUUUGAUCACGAUUGUUGCCGUUGUUGAGGACGGCGCGUUAUCCGUUGAAGUCGAAUGGAAUAGAAAGAUGAACUUUCAAAAUGAACUCUCUUUGUGGCCGUUGAAAAUCAAGGAAAACUUAUUGCUAUUGAUCGAAGACUUGACUCUUCCGUCCACUUCACCCCAUAAAGGAAUUUCCGUGACUCGGCCUGAGCUCACAUGCUUCGGUGUCGACAAGAAGAAGGUCUUAGCAAAGGUCACGAGCUUGGGUCUACCUGUUCAUGAUAUUGAAGGCAUGUACCCAUGCUCACCUAUGCAGGAAGGGUUGAUGGCGAGUCUCCUAAGGGACUCGGAUACGUCUUCAGCAUAUAAUCAAACUUUUCUUUUGAAAUUCGCCCCUGCUGGAGGUAGAGCCGCGGAAAGCGCGCAGCUUAAAGACAUCUGGCUUCGUAUAGUUCGAAAACAUGCGAUUCUACGAACUAUCUUUGUGGAAAACGAUGCUGGAGACUAUGUUCAGGUUGUUCUACGUCACACUAAUCCGGUAGUACUAAUCAAGGGUAAUGUUGAUCAGGAUCAACUCAGGGGUACUUUAUUUGAGUCGGAAAAUCAAUUAUUGAAGUCUCCCCUUGAUGGUGUUCCUUUGCAUCGUCUCGUGGUUUGCGAAACUGCCGAUAAAUCGACGUACAUUCUCCUUACGAAGAGCCAUCUUCUUACGGAUGGUAUGAGCACGCAAAUUUUAAUGCGUGAUUUUGUCAACGGGUAUGACGGAGUUGUCGAGGCGUAUUGGGAUCCGCAAAAUUGCUACCGCGACUACAUUCGGUACGUGAGUAGCCAAGACGCCGAACAGACAAGGAGUUACUGGGCUGCCUACCUCACCGGGGCUGCCACAUGCAACUUUCCCAAACUCCGCCAUACAGAUGAACCUGAGGCCGUAGUGGCAUCGCCACGUUCAAGUGUGUCGUUACAAUUACACGGUCUUGGAAUCGAUUUGCGGCAGUUGUGUCGCUCCCAUGAUCUCACAGCAUCAAAUAUAUUCCAGCUCGCUUGGGUAUUAACCCUAAGGAUCUAUCUGAAUUCAGAGAGCAUCCUCUUUGGAUAUCUAUCGUCAGGUAGAGAUCUCCCAAUUGCUGGCAUACAAGAAGCCGUUGGGCCCGUUGCCAACAUGCUUCCCAUUAGGAGCGAGUUACGCCGAGAUAUGAAAGCCAUCGAUGUGGCUAAGUCAUUACAAGCCGACUAUAUUGAACACCUUUCUCGACAGACACUAUCGCUUACACAGAUACGGCAUGCGGCCCGAUAUAAUAACCAAAGCCCUAACUUUAACACUAUACUCAAUAUUCAGAAGUCAGAGACCGGCGGGCUUAGACCUAAAAAGGAAUUAUCCCAAGUGGAACUUGUGAAAGCAGCAGACACUACCGAGUACGGUCUUGCUUUAACUAUCACAGACAGCGAAGGCGAAUAUGCACUGUCUCUAGAGUAUGACACGAGCUUGGUCUCUUCCCAGCAAGCCGAUGGUAUCGUUUCAGCGUUUGCCAACGCCAUGAGGAGUGUGGUAGCCAACCCAGACUGUCCUGUUGCAGGCAUUAGCCUGGUCGGUGAUGGGGACCUAAAACAGGUCAGGCGCUGGGAUAUCAAUGAACUUCAGACCAGGAAUGAAUGCGUUCACAACCUUUUCCAGAUAACAGCACGUAACAUACCGGGAAAUGAAGCCAUCCACGCAUGGGAUGGGAGCUUAACUUAUGGCGAAUUAGACGUUUUGACCAACAACGUAGCACGAAGAUUGAUCGACCUUUCUAUUCAACCUGAAGAGAUUGUUCCUCUCUGUUUUGAGAAAUCUAUAUGGGGAAUUGUCGCAAUGCUUGGCGUCACAAAAGCAGGAGCUGCGUUCGUCCAUCUUGAUCCCUCAAGCCCCCUUUCUCGAAAACAGAAAAUCAUCGAACUUACUGCGCCUCGGGUGGCAAUCACUUCGAGUCGUAACCAGGUGAUGAUGGAAUCAUUGGUUUCACAAGUCCUUACCGUUAGUAACGAGGCGCUGCCAUCCUAUGGUGUUGAAAUAGGCGAAGUCAAGUGCGAAAUCCCGGAUCGACGCGCAAACCCUUGCAAUGCGCUCUACGUGAUUUUCACCUCUGGGAGCACGGGCGAGCCGAAAGGUGUGGUUGUCGAACAUAGGAAUUACUGCUCAGCCAUGGCAGCAAAUACGACCUGGCUACAGAUCCUCCCGUCGUCACGCGUUCUACAAUUUAGCAGCUUCGUAUUUGAUGCCUCUAUGGAAGAGAUAUUCACCGCUCUGGUCGCCGGUGCCUGUGUUUGUGUACCAUCUGACGACCAUCGAAUGAGCCCGGAGGAACUCUCUUCUUUUAUGCAAUGCGCUCGUGUCAACUGGGCCGCCUUGACACCGUCACUCUUACAAACCCUUAAUCCGGAUAAAUUAAUUCCGCCCUUGAAAUUUAUAACAGUUCAUGCUGAGCCGAUGAACGCGUCGCUGACUAAGCUCUGGAGUCCGAGGGUUCAUAUGCGUCCCAGCUACGGGCCAACCGAAUGUACUGUAACAAGCACCGUUGGCUCGGCUUUUAAUGAAUUCUCGGACUCGUCAAAUAUUGGCUGGCCUGUUGGUUGUCACGGAAGAGUGACCGAUCCACACGACCCUCAACAAUUAGUCCCUAUCGGCGCGGUCGGCGAACUGGUACUCGAAGGGCCUAUUCUCUGUCGCGGCUAUCUGAACAGACUGGCCGAAACAGAAAAAGCAUUUCCAAGUAUCCAAGAUUGGUUCGAUGGAACCCGAAAAAGAGUUUACCGUACCGGGGACCUGGUACGUUACGCUGAGGAUGGGUCCUUACGCAUUCUAGGGCGACGAGAUACGCAGAUCAAAGUUCGCGGACAGCGAGUCGAACUCAGAGAAGUAGAGAGCCAGCUCGAGCUAUCUCCAAGCGUCCGCCAUGGCUUGAUUUUGCAACCAAAGUCUGGACUUCUACAAGGUCGCCUAGUUGCGGUGCUAAGUCUCACACGAUCGUUCCAGACAGUCCCGUCAACCAUCUCACAUGGCGACACGAUUCAACUUUUAAAUAAUUCAGCAACAUUAAGCAAAGUCGAUCAAUCGACUGUAUCAGAACUCUUAAACCGAAUCCUAUCAUUCAUCUCAGCUAAACUUCCAUCCUACAUGAUCCCUCACACCUGGUGUGUAAUGGAAAAUAUGCCAAUUUUGCCUUCUUGUAAGCUCGAUAGAAAGCUGGUGAGCAAUUGGUUAGAAACAAUUGAUGAGCCAACACUACUACUUGCUCGCCAAUUCAUGAGAAGCUCGAGAAGUUCGGGCUCUAGUAUCAGUUCCAGUGCCGAGAAGUUAGUGAGAGAUGCUUGGUCAGAAGUCUUGGCAAUUCCAAGGGAUAUUAUCGAUGCAGAUGAUCAUUUCAUUGCUCUUGGCGGAGACUCGAUAUCAGCAAUGAACGUCUCUCGCUUUUUGAACCAAGCUGGGGUGCCUAUUAAGACACAGGAUGUACUGAGAAGCAAUAGCAUUCGAGAGUUGGCAUCGGUGCUUCCAUCCCGGCAACAGCAGGAUUCUAUUCCCGUAAAGGCGCAGACAAUGGUUCCGGGAAGUGGAUUCGCAAGGCUUCCAUCUGUUGAAGAUGUAAUGUCCGAGUACGGCUCCGACUCAACUAACGACUCCAAGAUCUUGUCCAUCAUUCCCAUUACCCCUUUCCAGCUGAGAACGACUUCAGCUCUCUACACGUCUUCCCAGAGGCCUUAUCUUUACAACUUAGUGGCGGAAAUUUCAGGUUACGAAUUGUUCGAACAGAAUCUUGACCCACAUCGGCUUCUCGAGGCUUGGCGCGCAACAGUGGCACGACAUGACAUUCUCCAUACUGCCAUGGUUCUCGAGAGAGAGGGCAACGACGCGUACCAAGUCAUUUUAGACGAGUCAGCUGCGGCCUGCGAGCUAUAUGAGGUCGCUACAGAGCAAGAUGCUUUGAAUGCGAGUAUCGAGAAGACCAAGCAGAUUAAAACAAGUCUCACCAAGCCAUCCCUGAGGCCGCUUCUAUGGCUCACUAUUUUCACCACGCCAACAAAGCGAGUAUAUGUACAUUUGCUGAUGGGUCAUAUGUUGAUUGAUCAUGUCUCACUCUCACACGUGCUUCAUGACUGGGAUACGUCUUAUCGAGGUCACACAUUGCCUAGGAACCCUUCUCAAUUCAGAACCUAUGUUCACGAUAUAGAAUCGCGCGAUUCUCAGGCUAGUACCGAUUUCUGGACCCAGAGGCUAUACGGAGUAGAACCUACGAUUCUCCCCCCAACACACGAAUUACCUCAGGGCGAUUCGAUCCUUGUCGAGGGUCUAUCCACGAUUAGCUUUAAAGUUGCCAUCGAUGGGAGCAUGCAUCAGUAUUGUCGAGAAAUGCGAGUCACGAUAUCUACGUUGCUCCAAUUCGCUUGGGCAGUGUUACUUGGUGCUCAUACCGGCCAAGAGUCCGUGUGCUUUGGACACCUUACUUCGGAUCGAGAUAUUGAUAUCAAUGACGUCGACGAGAUAGUGGGACCAAUGCUUUCCAUUCUAGUCACACACGUAGUCCUGAGAAAUAGGGGUAGUUCAGUAUCUUUUGUCUCGGAAACUAUUCAAAAAUUGCAGCACGAGAAUACUACCAGUAUGACCCACAAAGUUUUCAAUCUCAGUACCAUUGAACAUCAACUCAACCUCCAACCGCCUACCAGUAUGCUCUUCAACACCCUCUUCAACUAUCGGAAAGUGAAACGCUCGGGUCCCAAGCCAGUCAUGAAUCUCCGACCGAUUCUCAAGCAAGACCCUCACGAGCAACAAAUUAUUAUCAGCUUUAACGAAGUUGGUGACGCUGACUCAUUGGAUGCGGCUCUGACUUAUUAUGGCGGUAUACACUCUGCUGGGAGUGUUCAACAGAUGGCAAAGUCUUACACGAAAAUCAUUGCAUCUUUGAUUGAUAGAGAAUGUGAGAGUGUGGAGCAGCUCCUGGAUCAUGUGUCAGAUAAGAAAGCUACGUUCUUCGCCGUAUAA